AUGGUGCCAGCGUCGUCAAAUGCUGAAAGUCGAGUAAUUAGAGAUGGGGUGGCGAUGAGAGAAAGGAGUUACAGCGGUGAGGAGGAGGCGACGGCGCAGAGGGGGGAGACGCCCUUCCACGUCGUCGAGAGAGAAAGAGAGAGUAUCAAAUCGCAGCUUUCAUCGUACGCCAUGGCCCAAAAGACCUUCAAGUCGGAACAUCCCCUCGAAAGGCGUCAGGCAGAAGCUGCUCGGAUUAGGGAGAAGUACCCUGAUAGAAUUCCGGUUAUUGUUGAGAAGGCUGAACGAAGUGACAUACCUGACAUUGACAAGAAAAAAUAUCUAGUUCCCGCUGAUCUGACCGUCGGGCAAUUUGUGUAUGUUGUGCGAAAGAGGAUUAAGCUUAGUGCUGAGAAAGCUAUAUUUAUCUUUGUCAAGAACAUUCUCCCCCCAACCGCUGCUAUGAUGUCUGCGAUUUAUGACGAAAACAAAGAUGAGGAUGGUUUCCUGUAUAUGACUUACAGUGGUGAGAACACUUUUGGAUCGUCCUGA
This is a messenger RNA of Fraxinus pennsylvanica, 531 nucleotides long. The record is from the annotation of a GenBank genome assembly. NCBI's taxonomy places the organism in Eukaryota, Viridiplantae, Streptophyta, Magnoliopsida, Lamiales, Oleaceae.